Leucoraja erinaceus (little skate) is the source of this 1995-nucleotide messenger RNA. RefSeq names its product protein kinase, AMP-activated, alpha 1 catalytic subunit (gene prkaa1). The transcript is spliced from 9 exons. Gene Ontology annotation, biological process: intracellular signal transduction; protein phosphorylation. Bases 34 to 1710 code for a protein of 558 amino acids. Gene Ontology annotation, cellular component: cytoplasm. Gene Ontology annotation, molecular function: protein serine/threonine kinase activity; ATP binding. NCBI's taxonomy places the organism in Eukaryota, Metazoa, Chordata, Chondrichthyes, Rajiformes, Rajidae. The record is from RefSeq and is a predicted model, not a curated record.
GUCAUUGCGUCACGGCGUUGUCCCCGGCGGAAGAUGGCGGGCGAGAAGCCGAAGGCGGAGGGUGGGCGCGUGAAGAUCGGCCACUACCGGCUGGGCGACACGCUGGGGGUCGGCACCUUCGGCAAGGUCAAGGUUGCCAUGCACGAGCUAACCCAGCACAAGGUGGCGGUGAAAAUCCUCAACCGCCAGAAGAUCCGCAGCCUGGACGUGGUUGGCAAAAUCCGCCGCGAGAUCCAGAACCUCAAACUCUUCAGACACCCGCACAUCAUCAAACUGUACCAAGUGAUCAGUACUCCGACGGACAUAUUCAUGGUGAUGGAAUACGUGUCUGGGGGAGAGCUGUUUGAUUACAUCUGCAAGAAUGGCAAGCUGGAUGAGAAGGAGAGCCGGCGGCUCUUCCAGCAGAUCAUCUCGGCCGUGGACUACUGCCACAGGCACAUGGUGGUCCACCGCGACCUGAAGCCAGAGAACGUGCUGCUGGACGCCCAGAUGAACGCCAAGAUCGCCGACUUCGGUCUCUCCAACAUGAUGUCGGACGGGGAGUUCCUGAGAACCAGCUGUGGCUCCCCCAACUACGCUGCACCUGAGGUCAUCUCUGGCAGGCUGUACGCGGGGCCAGAGGUGGACAUCUGGAGCUGUGGGGUGAUCCUGUACGCCCUGUUGUGCGGCACCCUCCCCUUCGACGACGACCACGUGCCCAUGCUCUUCAAGAAGAUCUGCGACGGCAUCUUCUACACGCCGCAGUACCUCAACCCGUCCGUCACUAGCCUCCUCAAGCACAUGCUGCGGGUCGACCCCAUGAAGAGGACCACCAUCAAGGACAUCCGGGAGCACGAGUGGUUCAAACAGGAGCUGCCCAAGUACCUGUUCCCGGAGGACCCAGCCUACAGCAGCAGCAUGAUUGAUGACGAGGCCCUGCGGGAGGUGUGUGAGAAGUUUGAGUGUGCCGAGGAGGAGGUGCUGAGCUGCCUGUACAGCCGCGUGCACCACGACCCGCUGGCCGUGGCCUACCACCUCAUCAUCGACAACCGCCGCAUCAUGCAGGAGGCCAAGGACUUCUACCUGGCCUCAAGCCCGCCCGACAGCGCCUCCUUCCUGGACGAGCAGUUGAUGGUCCGGGCCCAUCCCGAGCGCGUGCCCUUCCUGGUGCCCGACACCGCCGCCCGGCCCCGGCACACUCUCGACGAGCUCAACCCACAGAAGGGCAAGCACCCCGGCGUGCGGCGUGCCAAGUGGCAUCUGGGCAUUCGCUCACAGAGCCGGCCCAACGACAUCAUGGCAGAGGUGUGCCGCUCCAUGAAGCAGCUCGACUACCAGUGGAAGCUGGUGAACCCGUACCACGUGCGGGUGCGGAAGCUGAACACCAUGACGGGCUCCUUCUCCAAGAUGAGUCUGCAGCUUUACCAGGUGGACAGCAGGACCUACCUGGUGGACUUCCGCAGCAUCGACGCGGAGGAGUGCGCGGAGACUCGCUCGGGCAAUGCCACCCCACACCGCUGUGGCUCAAUCAGCAGCCAGGGCCGCCCCAGCCUGAAGGGCGAGUCGGACUCAGUGAGCAAGCCUGCGGACGGCCCCGUGCCGGGCGAGCUGCCGCUGCCGCUGUCUUUGCCGUUGCCGCCGCCGUCCCUCGAGCCGGCACCAGGGCCCGGCAGCCACGUCAUCGAGUUCUUCGAGAUGUGCGCCAACCUGAUCAAGCUGCUGGCCCGGUAGCCAACGGCCGUCCUCUCCUCCCGCGCCGCGGACCAACACACAAGCUUGCAGGCAGCUCGAUCCGCAACCCUCUGCUCCCCUCGUGCCGGGGAGGCUGGAGGGCGGUGGGAACAGGGCGGUGAGCCCCAGUAUUCUCCCUUCCCCACCCGCCCCACUCUCUGUGUCUGUGUCGCCCGCACUGGCUGGCUGGCUGGCUGCCGUCAAAUCCAUUGCUCUACUCUCAAGCCUUCCAUUCCAGCUAAGGCUGUGUCCCAGUGUUUGUGACCCCCCCCCCCCCCCCCCCCC